Trypanosoma conorhini is the source of this 2790-nucleotide messenger RNA. Its product is annotated as putative phosphatidylinositol-4-phosphate 5-kinase. Bases 1 to 2790 code for a protein of 929 amino acids. The record is from RefSeq and is a predicted model, not a curated record. Lineage: Eukaryota; Euglenozoa; Kinetoplastea; Trypanosomatida; Trypanosomatidae. The transcript has a single exon. Gene Ontology annotation, molecular function: phosphatidylinositol kinase activity. Gene Ontology annotation, biological process: phosphatidylinositol metabolic process.
AUGUCACAGGGAGCGGCGUCGGUAACCUCCCCGUGGGGCCUGUGGGGGGAAGUCUGCGGUGUUGCCUCGUCGGCGUACGAUGUGGCCUGCGGCGCGCGUUCUAUUGAGGCGUUUCUCUCGUACGACGCGGACGCCCGGCCGUUGAAUGGGCGUGCCGUGCUGCUGAGCUCGCAUCUGCUGCUCAGCGAGGCGGUCGGGGGCAGAGUGGUGUUUUGGGUGGCGCUGGCGUCGGUGCGAGGGAUGCGGUGCCGGGGGCGGCUGUUGCUUCCGGGGAGGUCCUUCGACUGCGCAACGGGCGAGGCCGACGAGGCGCCCGCCCUCGACGGCGAGGACGACGAGGACGGCGGCGGCCCCGGCACCACCGUGGCGGUGGCGCGGAGGAUCGUCGCGCUGGACAUUUUCCUCGAAGGCGCCGCGGUGACGCUGCGGGCGAUGGGCGCGGAGGGGGAGCAGUUUGCCCGCGCCGCCCUGCUGCUGUGGCGGCGGUGCCACGCGGAGGCGGCGAGCCCGCUGCAUCACCCCGGCGACGCCGCCUACGCGCUGGCGGGGGCGCCCGUCCGCCUCUCCGCGACCGUCGUGCAGUGCAUGGCAGGGGAGGCGCACCGCCGGCUCGAGGCCGGGGAGGCGGUGGAGAUCGUCAUGCCGAGCGAGCGGGAUAUAUGGAUCGCCCGGCGGCCGCGCAUGUCCGCCACGUUUUGGCGCGACCUGCGCAGCGGUCCCGCGGAGGAGCUGCAGGUGCUGCCGGUGGACAGCCUCGCCGCGCUGGUGGCCCUGCCUGGCACCACUCUGCGGCUCGUGGGCUGCGGCGGCGACACGUGGCUGUUCGCCGUCGCCGACCCUGCGACGGACGCCGUCGUGCGGCACGCGCUGCAGCGGCUCAUCGAGUUGUUUCUGCUCGGGGUGAUGCGUAGGGGGCGGGGCGGCGGCGCCGUGGAGCCCCGCCACCGGCUCCGCUACUUUGACCUUGCCGCGCUCUACCAGCAGUACUGCGCGAUGGACGCGGAGGGCGUCGGCUACAUUCUUUGCUCCUCGCUGGAGGCGGCGAUGGGGCCGCUCCUCGCGUGCGACUCGCGCCUGGUGCAGGCGAUGCGCUGCCACGACGACGACGGCGGCAGCAGCGGCAAGGUGAGUCUGCCGACUUACUUAAACCACAUGCGGGUUCUGCUGCAGGGGAGCGUUGCGGAGCGGGCCAACGUUGCCUUCCGCGCCUUCGGCGGCGACACGUGCGGCGGGGCGGUGGCGGCGGGCCUGCAGGAGGCGCAUGGGGCGGCGCACGCAGAGGAGGAGGAGGGGACGCCAGCAGCACAGCAACAGCGAAGUGGCCGCGUGCGGCUGACGGACUUUAAGCUGAUCGUGCACGACAUUCUCGCCGGCCUCGCCCACGCCCCCGCGGACGCGGCGGAGCCUGUCGAGGACGCCGCAAACCGCCUCCUGACGGCCUCGCUGCACGCUGACGGCAACGACGACGACGACACGGCGGUGUCGUUCGAGGCCUUCCUGCCUGCCUACAAGCUCCUGAUGGGGCUGCUGCGGCCGGGGGAGGUGCGGGGGUACGAGACGCCGCCGGUGUUUGGCACGCCGCGCCCGCCGCUCGGCUUCGGCUCGGCGCACUGGGUGCUGCUCACGUACGUCAUGACGGGGGUGGAGGUUUCGGUCCGCGCCGCGGCGGCUGCUGCGGCAGACUGCGGCGAGAAAAACACGUUUGACCUCACCGCCGGGACGCCAACCAUCGCGGGGCUCGCCUCACUUCGGAGCGCCGAGGCCGCGGGCGGGGCGCCGAAUUUUUUUCAGAAGCGCCUCCCGUCUCUUCAGGGCGAGCGGGUGACGUUCACCGACUACAACCCGCUGCUCUUCGCCGCCGUGCGCCGGCGGUUUGGGAUUGCAGAGGCGGAGCUGCUGCGCUCCCUGGGCAUCAGCGCCCUGCGCGCCAGCCUGCUGCUGGGGUGCCUCUGCGCCCCGCGGGUCCUGCGCAGCAGCGGCCGCAGUGGGGCUCUGCUGCUCAGCAGCCACGACUACCGCUUUAUUCUGAAGCGGGUGACGCACACGGAGUGCCGCACGCUGCGCGGCCUGCUCCCCGCGUACGUUGAGCACUUGGACCGCCAUCCCCACACCCUGCUGCCGCGCUACUCCGGCCUCUACGCGCUGUGGCGGGGCGGCGAGAAGGCCACCGUCGUCGUCGCGGCCAACGUCUUUGCGCCCGCCCAGCUCCCCGUCACGGAGGUGUACGACCUGAAGGGCUCUACGGCGCACCGCACCACCGCCGCCGAGGACCGCAGGCACGGGGCCGCGGGUAAAGACAACGACUUUUUGGCGGACAAAAGGCGGCUGCGCCUCCCCGCGGCGGCACGGCGGGCGCUGCUGGCGCAGCUGGAGGCCGACACCGCGCUACUGGAGAAGGCAAACCGGCUCGACUACAGCCUCCUUGUCGGGAUACACAGCGGCGCGGGGGGCUGGGGCGCGACCGCGGAGGCCGCGGCGCUGGCACUGCGUCAGCGGCAACGGAUGGAGGCGCUGGCCGCGGCCCUCGACGCUCCGGCGAGCGACCCCAACGAGGACCAGCGGGGCGACAGCGUGUUCCACGCGUACUACGGCGGUGUGGCCUCCGCUGACGGAACGGAGGUGUACUUCCUAGGCAUCGUGGACUGCCUCACCACCUACGGCCUGAAGAAAGUUGGCGAGCACUACAGCAAGUCCGUGCUGCUGCAGGACAUGAAUAAAAUCAGCUGUGUUCCACCGCCGGUCUACCGAUCACGAUUUUUGAACUUCAUGCGCACAGUCAUGGAUAGUUGA